AUGCUGAAGGUUAUAGAACGAGACUACUUUAUAUUUGUAUUAAUUCUCUCUCUCUCUCUCUCUCUCUCUCUCUCUCUCUCUCUCUCUCUCUCUUUAUCUGUCCAUAUCUCUCUCUCUCUCUCUCUCUUUAUCUGUCCAUCUCUUUCACUCUCUCUCUCUCUCUCUCUUUAUCUGUCCAUCUCUUUCACUCUCUCUCUCUUUAUCUGUCCAUCUCUCUCUCUAUUUAUCUGUCCAUCUCUGUCUCUCUCUUUAUCUGUCCAUCUCUCUCUCUUUAUCUGUCCAUCUCUCUCUCUAUUUAUCUGUCCAUCUCUUUCUCUCUCUUUAUCUUUCCAUCUCUCUCUCUUUAUCUGUCCAUCUCUUUCUCUCUCUCUCUUCAUCUAUCUAUCCAUCUCUCUCUCUCUUUAUCUUCAUCCUAAUAUGGAUUGGAACCAAAACUAUCUAUCUAUCUAUCUAUCUAUCUAUCUAUCUCAAUGUUCAUAUCUAUCUAUCUAUCUAUAUAUCUAUCUAUUUCAAUCUGUUCAUAUCUAUCCAUAUUCAUAUUUACCUCUAUCUGUUCAUAUCUAUCUAUCUAUCUAUCUAUCUAUCUAUCUCAAUGCUCGUAUCUAUCUAUCUAUCUAUCUAUCUAUCUCAAUGCUCGUAUCUAUCUAUCUAUCUAUCUAUCUAUCUAUCUAUCUAUCUAUCUCAAUGUUCAUAUCUAUCUAUCUAUCUAUAUAUCUAUCUAUUUCAAUCUGUUCAUAUCUAUCCAUAUUCAUAUGUAUCUCUAUCUGUUCAUAUCUAUCUAUCUAUCUAUCUAUCUCAAUGCUCGUAUCUAUCUAUCUAUCUAUCUAUCUAUCUAUCUAUCUAUCUCAAUGUUCAUAUCUAUCUAUGUAUCUAUCUAUCUAUCUAUCUAUCUAUCUCAAUCCGUUCAUUAUCUACCUCAAUCUGCUCAUAUCUAUCUAUCUCAAUCAGUUAAUAUCUAUCUCAAUCAAUUCACAUCUAUCUAUCUAUCUAUCUAUCUAUCUAUCUAUCUAUCUAUCUCAGUCCGUUUAUUAUCUAUCUCAAUCUGUUCAUAUCUAUCUUUCUAUCUCUAUCAGUCAUCCAAGUAUGUUGAUCGCCUCCGACAAUAUUAUCUCUUCCGCUACUGGAAUCCAGCAAGGUGAUCCACUUGGUCCGCUACUAUUUGCGAUGGCUGUUGACGGGGUAGCUCGUUCCAUCGCUUCUCCUUUCAGUAUAUGGUAUCUUGACGAUGCAACGUUGGGUGGAUCCAUCGAGGCAGUAGCUGCUGACCUCUGA
Molecule: messenger RNA, 1272 nt
Organism: Acanthosepion pharaonis
Lineage: Eukaryota; Metazoa; Mollusca; Cephalopoda; Sepiida; Sepiidae
Source: the annotation of a GenBank genome assembly